Hydractinia symbiolongicarpus is the source of this 1476-nucleotide messenger RNA. RefSeq lists its product as uncharacterized. The record is from RefSeq and is a predicted model, not a curated record. Bases 1 to 1476 code for a protein of 491 amino acids. The transcript has 2 exons. NCBI's taxonomy places the organism in Eukaryota, Metazoa, Cnidaria, Hydrozoa, Anthoathecata, Hydractiniidae.
AUGGAUCAUUGGCAGCGAUUUGAAGAGGCGGAGAUACCUCCCAAGGAGGCAUUCUACAGCAAGCUGAAUAUGAGUGGGAUCAGUGAUGAGGAAUAUGAUUAUGCGAAAAAGGUAUGGAAUUGUAUUACCCCGGAGAUUGAUAGCGUCACCAUGGGCGACUACCACGAUGUGUACCUGACCACAGACGUCCUGCUAUUAGCCGAAGUGUUUGAAACGUUUCGGGAUGUAUGCUUGACAAACUACAAGCUUGAUCCUGCACACUUUUACAGUGCACCUGGUUUUGCAUGGAAGGCGGCACUCAAGUAUACUGGAAUCAUGUUAGAGCUCCUUACGGACCCUGACAUGCUCCUGAUGUUCGAGAAGGGAAUCCGAGGAGGUAUAACCCAAACUGUACACCGGUAUGCCAAGGCUAACAAUAAGUAUAUGGGAGACCAGUACGAUCCAGAGGUUGAAUCAUCCUACCUCCAGUACAUCGAUAGCAAUAACCUAUACGGCUGGGCUAUGCGUCAAGACCUCCCAAUAUCAGGCUUUAAAUGGGUGUUGAACGUUGAGGCCUUUACCGAAAAGCGAAUUGAGAAGAUCGUUGGGGACAAUAGGCGUGGGUACAUUUUAGAGGUUGACAUCGAUUAUCCCGAGAGGUUGCAUGGCAAACAUAACGAGUUGUCGUUCCUGCCCGAACGCACAACGGUACACAAGGUUAAAAAACUAGUACCAAAUUUGGAACACAAGAGGAGGCUGAGAACUGCUGCCAAAAACGAGUUUGAGAAGGAUUUCUACAAGCUGAUGAACCUCUCGGUGUUUGACAAAAUAGAGAACAUUAGGAACCACCGCAACAUUCAGCUGGUCACCAACGAGGACAAGUAUAUGAAGCUUGUAAUGAAACCAAAUUUCAAGGGUGGAAGCCGGUUUUUCAAGCACCUCCUAGGCGUUGAAAUGGGGAAGACGGAGAUCAAAAUGAACAAACCGGUGUAUAUAGGCCAGGUGAUACUUGAUCUGUCAAAGCUAGUCAUGUAUGAGUUCCAUUACGAUUUCAUGCAACCUAAAUAUGAUAGCAAGUUGCAGCUCUGUUACAUGGACACGGACAGCUUCGUGUACCACAUACGAACAGAAGACUUUUAUCGCGAUAUUGCACAAGAUGUCGAGACACGCUUCGACACGAGUGCCUAUAAUCUGGACGAUAACAGGCCUCUCCCUACCGGGAAGAACAAGAAGGUCGUAGGCCUCAUGAAGGAUACGUUAAAUUGGAAGAUUGUGACAGAGUUCAUCACACUUAGGGCCAAGCUAUAUGCCUACAAGAGCCUUACAAAAGAGGGCGGUGAUCGCAAAGCCAAGGGUGUAAAGAGAUGUGUAACUAAAAAGUCUAUCACCUUCGAUGACUAUCGGCGAUGUCUUGAGGAGGGCGUUGACGUCUACAAAAGCCAAGUGCUUAUUCAAAACAAGGGCAUGAAAUCUACACCCAAGAGGUAUCGAAGUUAG